AUGCCGUUUGCGCAGCUGGUCAUAGGCCCGCCAGGCUCAGGCAAAUCUACCUAUUGUGAUGGCAUGCAGCAGUUCAUGAGCGCCAUUGAGCGCAAAUGCUCGGUCGUCAACCUCGACCCCGCGAACGAUCACACGUCGUACCAGCCUGCUCUAGACGUCCGAGACCUGGUUACCAUUGACGAGAUCAUGGAGCAAGAGUCGCUCGGUCCCAACGGCGGGGUUUUGUUCGCGCUGGAGGAGCUGGAGCACAACUUUGAGUGGCUAGAGGAGGGCUUGAAGGAGCUUGGAGAUGACUACAUACUAUUCGACUGCCCCGGACAGGUCGAGCUCUUCACACACCACGGAUCGCUGCGGAACAUCUUCUUCCGCCUACAAAAACUGGGGUAUCGACUUGUCGUCGUACACCUGACUGAUUCCAUCAUCCUUUCGCGACCAUCGCUAUAUGUUUCGUCUCUGCUCCUUGCCCUGCGCAGCAUGCUGCAGAUGGAUCUUCCCCAUCUGAACGUCCUUACCAAGAUCGACAACCUGCGCAACUAUCCGAACCUGCCCUUCAACCUAGACUUCUAUACCGAAGUCCAGGAUCUACACUACCUGCUACCGCACCUCAACCGCGAACAGACGUCCGGCAUACCAGGCCCUACAACAGCUGGCGCAAAUGAAGAGAUGGACUUGGACGACGACGAGCCAACGUCAAAAUUUGCUGCGCUCAACAAGGCAAUCGUAGAGCUUGUCGAGGAAUUUGCGCUAGUCGGCUUCGAGACGCUGGCGGUCGAGGACAAGAAGAGCAUGAUGACACUAUUGCGAGCCAUUGACCGAGCAGGGGGCUUUGCAAUGGGUGGAAUAGAAGGCGCAAACGACACCGUCUGGCAGAUGGCUAUGCGCGAGAACGGGGCAACCAUAGACGCACGCGAUGUGCAAGAGAGGUGGCUCAAUAGGCGAGACGAGCUGGACGAGGAAGAGAGAAAGGCGUGGGAAGACGAGACAAAAGAAAUGCGAGACCCUUCACCUCAGCGCGCUCGACAGGCGCCGCCUACGUCAAAACCAGCGACUAAAGCAACGAGUGGGGAUAGCGACGACGACAUGGACGAUCUGGAGGAGAUGCGGCAGUUUAUGGAGAAGAACAAGAGCAGUGGCAUCAACAUAGUCCGAAAGUGAUGGAGGCGGCCAGGUUGCGCAGACCCACGGCGCACGACAAGUGCCUGUGCGGCUUGCGAGACUGCAGCAUGUGAGAAUAGAUGUGUUGAGCAUAGAUGUGUCGAGGCGCAUCCCCUCGAUCGGUCGGAGGAUAAGAUGGACGUCGAGGGCUUGAUGGAGAUUCAGCGGGGUAUAUUGCCUUUUGAAACAUCGCGUCGCGUCAGUGAAUAUGUAGAUGGCUGCACGCGCCCCGCACUCAUCACAAUGCAUACCGGCCGAGUAUGCGGUAAC
Messenger RNA from Exserohilum turcica Et28A, 1425 nucleotides. RefSeq lists its product as uncharacterized. The transcript is spliced from 3 exons. Gene Ontology annotation, molecular function: GTPase activity. Gene Ontology annotation, cellular component: cytoplasm. The record is from RefSeq and is a predicted model, not a curated record. NCBI's taxonomy places the organism in Eukaryota, Fungi, Ascomycota, Dothideomycetes, Pleosporales, Pleosporaceae. Bases 1 to 1155 code for a protein of 384 amino acids.